GUAUUUUUUAGCUAUAUUUUUUGGAAAUCAAAGAUUCCAGACUUUUGUGAUUAUCGUUCUUUUCUAGUGUUCUUUUGAGAUUAUCGUUCUUAUUGUUUGUGUGAUUGGGGUAUUUGGAAUAAAAGUUAAAUUGGCACUUUUUGAUCUAGAAUAUGAAUUACUUGAUUGAAGUUUGAAUUGAAUGAUUAUGACAUUGGCAAAUUAUAGAGUUUUUUGGCAUUUCUCUUUUUUAACAUUAUGUAUUGUUAUUUGUUUCAUUAUAUGUUGACAUGUUUGUCAUUAUACAUUGUCAUGUUUGGCAUUAUGUCCUUAUUUCACACUUUAUGGACAAUUAAUCUGGUACUAUGGUGACGACAGUAGGAGAUUUUCUUUUGAUUUAUGAUCUAGAGAUGUUAAUGUUGGUUAAGAGAAUUAAAGAGUGACUUUUUUGCAAUCUUAAAAAUUAAAAUACGGGUUUACUUUUUUAUGUGAGGGGUUUUCAUUUUCUUGAGGUUCUGAACCCGCUAUCUUCCAAACUCCUUUCUAGUAAUUGGAUGUAUUGCAAACCUGAAAAUUUUAUGCUUUGGAAUGUGAGGUGAAAUUUGUGGCGGCGGCGACAAUGGCGGUGAGUUCCUCCUAUCCACCAGCUACUAAGGCUUCCAUCACCAAUGAGCGCUGUUGUUCAGCACUGGUCGCAGUUUCAAACCAGCAGCACUCACUACUGGACUCUAGGGACCAGUAUCAAAGAGUUGGCGUCCAAUGCACUUGUCUACAGCUCUGGCAGUGGUAUGGACUUCAUCACUUGUUUCAUGCACUUCUGGUUCUUGAAUUACACGAAGAAUAUAUGUUCAGUGGUUGAUGAUUAAAAAUGGAAAAAGAAGUAAAUUUGAAUGGUUUAGAUGCAUCUGGAGAGGGAUUGAGCUUAGUCCUCGGAUGCUAGGCAAUGAAUAAGACAAUAGAAACGACAAAAAAAUGGACGUAGCUCGAAACCAAAAAAUCCUGGGCUAAUGAAACUUGGAGGAGGUGAGAAGUGGAGAAUUUCUUCCACUGUAUAUAUGGAUUAUUGCCCUUUUUGUAGAUUCGGUGAGUCAGUAGCUCCUAUUUUGAGGGUUUUAUCUUUCAACUCAUAUUUUGAGAUUUUAUCAAUGUUUUACUCCUAUCUUGUUUCUUAACCUUAAUUAUUAAUCUAAAAUCUUUGCUAAUUGUUGUGAAAUGUGAAUGAAUUUAUGGUUUUUUA
Cuscuta campestris is the source of this 1216-nucleotide messenger RNA. The record is from the annotation of a GenBank genome assembly. NCBI's taxonomy places the organism in Eukaryota, Viridiplantae, Streptophyta, Magnoliopsida, Solanales, Convolvulaceae.